Molecule: messenger RNA, 456 nt
Organism: Iphiclides podalirius (scarce swallowtail)
Lineage: Eukaryota; Metazoa; Arthropoda; Insecta; Lepidoptera; Papilionidae
Source: the annotation of a GenBank genome assembly
AUGGCAAACGAAGCUCUAGGCGGCCGGCAGUUAAUGCCCGCGGCUGCUUCGGGGCACGCGUCGCUAUCGCCGGUCGACGCGAUAACGCGCCGAUCGGCUAACUGCACCGCUACGGCAGCCCGUAAUCCACUUAUAGAGCGGUACAGUGCGACGGGGGUGCAUCGCCCCACGAUUCAUGUAGAAGUAGAACUGGAGGGAAUUCAAGAUCGAUACGUCCAAGUUCUUCGCAGCUACUUAGAGCACGCGGCACCCCAUCACCCGGGGAGGCUACAAGAACUAUUUGCCCGGAUACCAGAGAAAGUUCCAUCGGCGGCGGAUCGAACUUUCUACCGUGAUCGCUCGGCCGCGGCGCUCACCCGUGCUUCCCCGCACUUUCAGAUCCAGGCGGCGGCGAACCUUCUGCUGGAGAGCAAGAUGUUCUACGUGCCGUUCGUCCUGAACUCGGCCGAGAUCAGA